AGGCAAAAACAAGAUUACGGAAAGAGUGGCGAGAAAGAGAGAGCGAGAGAGCGAGAGAGGGAGACGUGUGUAUGUAUCAGCAGGACAGAGACAGCAAAAACCUCCGUAUAUCAGACAAACACUCAGUGCUUUACUGUAACUGUGUUUUACAGUGUAUUUAUUAAGGAUAAAGAAAACAUUGAGAGAAAACUCCACCUCAGAAUCGUCGCUAUGAAAGCCUCCCUGUGACUCAGCUCUUCGCAGAAUUGAGAAACUAAAAUCAAGACAGAGGUGUGGUGAAAAAGAAAAACGCCUCUCCAACAGUUUUGUGCUCCGCAUACCAGUGAUGGAUGUGGCAUGAAGGCAAGGAAGUACUGCAGUUUUAACUUAUGAAGGAACUCUUAUAAUAUUUCAAGCUUUUUGGCACAAGCGCUUUUAAUAAGAAACCAAAUAAGUGACUCCUACAGAAAUCUCCGGAACAUGAAGUAAGGUUUAUUUGUACAGAAAGUAAACACUCACUGCCAGAUCUUGCUCUUAUUUAUUUUAUAAGCAACUAAAAAAGACUUUUGAAUCUGUAUUUUUGCUAUUUUAACUUCAAUUUAAUAGUCUCUGAGCUGUCAGGUCAUGGCAGAUUCUUGCGCAGACACCAUUGACGGUGAGAUUAAAGGCUUUUCUGAAGGACAGCAGUUAAAUAUUACUAAAAAUGAGGACUUGGAGCAAGCUAAACCACAAAAAGAGGCCAUCCCCAACACUGAGGAAUCCUCUGCAAGUGUUUCUCAAAUAAAAGAUGACCUUGCAUCAUGUAAAGAUCCUCCUACAACCAUAGCUUCUCUUGAAGACGACGCAAAAGCAGCUUCAUCUGCAUCGGUGACCAGUAAAAGCCAAGAUGAAUCAGAAGUCAUCAACAGCCAAUCCUACACGCCCAGCCAAUCAGAAGCGACGCCCAGUUUCUCCAUGGCCAGUCUGGAGUUUUCCGAGGAGACCAAUGGUGUUCCUCUGGAUGGGCCGGUGAGCUCGGUUAAAUCUGCUCGGGAUGGAAACCAAGUCCCCGUUCAGGAAAAUGAAGGGGCCGUUGCUGGGGCCAUGAGGCCUGCAGAGCCGAGCAUGCCGGCGUAUUAUUUUGUCAAGUGGAUUACCUGGAAGGAGAAGAAGACUGCUGUAAUCACGCAGAGCGAGAACGGACCCUGCCCUCUGAUCGCCAUCAUGAACAUCCUGCUGCUGCGCUGGAAGGUGAAGCUGCCAGCUCAGACAGAAGUGGUCACCACAGAAGAACUGAUGGCUCACCUCGGUGAAUGUGUGCUGUCCAUCAAGCCCAGAGAGAAAGCGGAGGGCAUGGAGCUCAAUUUCCAGCAGAACAUGAGCGACGCGAUGGCCGUGCUGCCAAAGUUGUCGACGGGUCUGGAUGUGAACGUGCGUUUCACUGGCGUGUCUGAUUUCGAGUACACGCCUGAAUGCAUCGUCUUUGAUUUGCUCGACGUCCCGCUUUACCACGGCUGGCUCGUCGACCCGCAGAGUCCUGAGGUAGUAUCUGCAGUCGGCAAACUCAGCUACAACCAGCUUGUGGAGAAGAUCAUUGAGUUCAAGCACUCGACAGACAGCAGUCAAGUCAGCGAAGGUUUGAUAGCGGAGCAGUUUUUGGAGUCCACAGCAACGCAGCUGUCCUAUCAUGGCCUGUGUGAGCUCAACACCACAGCCAAGGAGGGAGAGCUGUCUGUGUUUUUCAGGAACAACCACUUUAGCACAAUGAUAAAGCACAAGGGUCAUCUUUACCUGCUGGUCACCGAUCAGGGCUUCCUGCAGGAGGAGAGUGUGGUGUGGGAGAGUCUCCAUAAUGUGGAGGGAGACGGAAACUUCUGCGACUCAGACUUCAGAUUGUGUCACCCUUCCCAGAAGCCCUCAGCAGCAGCCGCCCAGCCCUCCACACAGCAGCAGCAGCAGAUGCAGAUCGACCAGGACUAUCUGGUGGCGAUGUCCCUGCAGCAGGAGCAGGGUGAAGCUCCUGGACCUCUGAGUGAUCUGGAGCUGGCCAGACAACUACAGCAGGAGGAGUAUCAGCAGCCACAAACACAACAGCAGCAGCAGCAGCAGCAACAACCCUCUGCAGGACAGAUGAGAGGUCAAGCCGCGUCUCCGCAAGGAGGACCGAGGCGUCGUGAAAAGAAGGAAGAAACAGAUUGUUGUAUUCUAUAAAUCAGAGUAAGUGGCCAUCAUAACCAGACUCUCCAAAGCCAGCUCGAGUUAACCUCUCUUCUGUACCACUACUGAAACAAAGCUGGCGUCCUGAUGCCAAGCCUGCCUUUACAAUACAGUCGUCCCUCGUGUUUUAUGCCUUUCCUCACCCCUGAACUGUUGCUCAUCAUCCGUCUACUGGACCAAAUAAAGGUAGCAAGUGUUUCCAAGCA
Messenger RNA from Danio aesculapii, 2381 nucleotides. It is a transcript of the gene mindy1, whose product is annotated as MINDY lysine 48 deubiquitinase 1. Gene Ontology annotation, biological process: protein K48-linked deubiquitination. Gene Ontology annotation, cellular component: cytosol; cell periphery. Lineage: Eukaryota; Metazoa; Chordata; Actinopteri; Cypriniformes; Danionidae. The transcript has 10 exons. Gene Ontology annotation, molecular function: cysteine-type carboxypeptidase activity; cysteine-type deubiquitinase activity; K48-linked deubiquitinase activity. The coding region runs from base 604 to 2169 and encodes 521 amino acids. The record is from RefSeq and is a predicted model, not a curated record.